Messenger RNA from Ustilago hordei, 1056 nucleotides. RefSeq lists its product as uncharacterized. The transcript is spliced from 3 exons. The record is from RefSeq and is a predicted model, not a curated record. Lineage: Eukaryota; Fungi; Basidiomycota; Ustilaginomycetes; Ustilaginales; Ustilaginaceae. Bases 1 to 1056 code for a protein of 351 amino acids.
AUGGCUGAGACGCUAGUGAGAGCUGCUGUGACCGUGCUCAGCCAGACAGAGCUAGCUAUUGGCCCUCAUGUCGAUCCACGCGAUGCUUUGGCGCAGUCCGUCUCGCUCUUCUUGCGCUCCCUGCAACACUUUCCGCAUUUGCCUCUCGACUUUGCUCUGGAAACGUAUCGAGACUUCUUCGUUCUCGUCGCCCGCUGGAGGAGUGAACAAGAUCGAGAAGACGCCCGUCACACAAUCGACCGUGCACGCCGAUGGCUCGAAGAGUCGACAGCUGAACAACGCGAAGCACUCGACCUUCAACUAGUCUCUGAGCCAUGGUUCUUCGGCGGACCGUGCGCUUUGACCACCCAAUUCUUGACUUGCAUACUCGAAGAAAACUCAGGUGCAGGAAGCGCUGACGAAACGGCUACGGUAUUGAAGCUCCUCUUCGACAGCCUCGAAGUGGCGACUGACAAUCCGACGGACAGAGGCGAAAUGCGAUUCGCCAUUCUGCGUCUGCUUGCAAUCCUGCUCGACGCUCUCGAUGAGAUCGGUCUCGUAGAUCGCCAUUCGGCUCAAGGCAUUGAGAGACUUGAUGGCGAUACUCAAUACCAGCUUCGUGUAGCAAGGUUGCUCGUCAACCUAGUUUGGCGAGCACCCGAGGCGUAUGUGAAGUCAGCAGCCGGGAUCUUCGAUCGGCUCAGGGAGCGAGACAUUCUUUCUUGGCAUCUCUCGUAUGCGGUGACCGAAGCGAUUUUGGACAUGCUGCGUUACGAUAUAAGCGCUUACAGGGAAACCAAACCUGCCGUCGAUCCGGGCUUGCUGUGCGGCAUCGAUGUGCUCUUCCAGUCGUCCAUCGACAUGUUCAUGCAACUCGUUAACAAUGACAUAGCACAAGACAUUGAGGCCGACUUGCUCGAGCCACUAUCUCGAAUGAUGAACUCGCUUCUAGAGCUUACCGCCGCUUCUCCAGACGACCAGUUCCUGGCGGAGCUGGAUGCAGUGGCGACAAAGCUCUACACUAUUAGCGAGCAGACACUCGAGCGAGCCCGAGGUUUGGAGCCAAUCCCCAUGUGA